Molecule: messenger RNA, 1764 nt
Organism: Diorhabda sublineata
Lineage: Eukaryota; Metazoa; Arthropoda; Insecta; Coleoptera; Chrysomelidae
Product: piggyBac transposable element-derived protein 4-like
Exons: 1
Coding region: 1-1764 (587 amino acids)
Source: RefSeq, a predicted model, not a curated record
AUGAAUCGCCGACUAAACGAAAAUCAUAUUGCGCAAAUUAUAAACGAUUUUAGUGACUCGGAAAGCGAAGGCAUAGGAGACACGACUCAAGAGAACAUUUUGGAAGAAGUAGGUGAUAUAAGUGACUGUGAAUCAAUACAUAGCGAACAUAAUUCAGCGUCUGAAAUAGAGGAAAGCGAUGAGUCUUCCGCCGCUGAGUCCGCAGAAGAUACAACCAGUAAUAGUUUUUACGGUAAAAACCGAUUUAAAUGGAGCAAAACUCCUCCACAUUCAUCUCGUAUUAGACAGCACAACAUUAUCGAAGAGCGCGCGGGUUUGAAAGGGCCUGCUCUUUCUAAGAAUGAAAUAUCACCAAUAGAAACAUGGGAACUAUUGCUUGCUGAUGAUAUAAUCCAACUUAUAGUGCAGUAUACUAAUCAAAAGCUAGAAGCUAAAUAUAUUUCACCACUGAUACGACCUUACUAUGCCAAAAACAUAGAUAGUUGUGAGUUGCGAACUUAUUUUGGAUUAAUUUUACUUACUGCAAUUUUCAAGUCAAAUCACGAAGAUGUUAGAUCAUUAUGGGCAUCUGAUUACACUGGUAGAGACAUAUUUCGUGGCGUAAUGGGAUUGAACAGAUUUUUGUUCAUUCAUUUCAAUAUCACAUUUGAUGACCUUAGCACACGGGAACAAAGGAAGUCCACUGACAAACUGGCUUUGAUAAGCGAAAUGUUUGAUAAAUUUAUCCAAAACUGCAGUAACAACUAUACUUGCUCGGAAUAUUUAUGUAUAGAUGAAAUGUUGGUGAAAUUUCGUGGUAGAUGCUCGUUCAGGAUGUUUAUCAAAAGCAAGCCUGGAAAAUAUGGGCUGAAAGUUCAAUGCAUGUGUGAUGCAAAAACCCACUACUUGUACAACGCUUUUAUAUACACAGGAAAGCCUCUAAUACAAAGAAAUUCUUCACAAUCCGUACCAACUCAGGAUGUUUUGAAGUUGACUGAACCGGUGUAUGGAUCAAAUAGAAAUAUCACUGGAGAUAGUUGGUUCACUUCGAUUGAACUAGUGGAUCUUCUCUUACAAAAAGGACUCACAUAUGUUGGCACCAUACGAAAAAAUAAACGAGAAAUUCCACGUGAGUUUCUCCCCAAUAAGACAAGGCCCGAGGAAUCUUCCUUAUUUGGAUUUGUACGUGACAAAACAUUGGUAUCACACGUACCAAAAAAGAACAAGAGUGUAGUUCUACUUUCAUCAAUGCACCAUGAAAUAUCAGUUAAUGAGCAGUCCAAAAAGCCGGAAAUCAUAGAAUUUUAUAACAGCACUAAAGGAGGAGUAGAUGCCUUGGAUUUGAAAUGUUCAAAUUAUUCAUGCUCACGUCGAACACGGAGAUGGACAAACGCAAUUUUUGGUGCUAUAAUGAAUGUUUCAAUUGCUAAUGGUUAUGUUCUCUGGGUUCUAUCCAAUCAAAAUAAGGAAAAGAGCCGACGAAAAUACAUAAAGUCUAUUGCAAUGUCUCUUAUAAAGCCACACAUUUGCCAAAGACUGGAAAAUAAUACUAACUUGACCAAAGAUGUAAGAGCGAUAAUGAUCAAGUUGAUGGACAAAAAGCAGACUUUGCCUAGCUCAGAUGAACCUGGUCCUAGUGCCCCAAAAAUUAAGCGAAGAUGUUAUAGUUGUCCCAGAUCUAAAGAUAAAAAAAGUACUAUUGUCUGUAAGUCUUGCAAAAAAACUAUUUGCAAGCCUCAUUCAGUAGGAAUUACUUAUUGUUUACCAUGCCUACCCAAAGAAUAA